UCCAAAUAACAGUACUCUUAUUCCAUUAUUGCGAUGAAUCCUUACCGUCAAAGAUAAAAAAGAAAAAUGAAACAUUUUAUUUCUAACUAAAUUAAAAUUCAAAACCUAUUGGUAUAUAGAGUGUAGUAUAUGUCUGUCAUGCAUUGUUAAUUCCCAUUCACCAAAACAAGCUUUAUAUAUAAACUCUCAAAAGCAAAGCAACCUCCCAACCACAGAACGAAGCUCAUGGAACCCAACGGCGACUCCUUCUGGUUUCAACCCCCCGCCGUGCUCCACCCCCGCCGCCGCCGUCCUCAGCCGGCUCCGCUCGUCAAUCCGGUGGCUCUAAUCCUUACCAUUCCAAUUAUCGCUCUGCUCAUACUGUUUUUUGUGCUACCUCCAUUUAUCUCUCACACGAAUCAAAUCCUCAGACCCAAUUCGGUUAAGAAGAGCUGGGAUUCGCUCAACAUCGUCUUGGUUUUGUUCGCCAUUCUCUGCGGCGUCUUCGCGCGACGGAACGACGAAGCUCCGCCGUCUGAAGAGGCGGUUGCCGCUGACGAUCGCCGAAUUCCGGCUGCGGCGGCUACUGUUUCGAACUUUGUGGACAGGCCUAGGCAGUCUGUUCCGGCGUGGAUGGAUUUUCCGGAUCAGAGAGACUACAACAGCAUCGGUAGUGGCAGCAGCGUUGGCGGCGGUGGGCUGCGGCGGAGCAGCAGUUCUUAUCCCGAUCUCCGGCAGGAGUCGGUGUGGGAGAGUGAAGGUGGAAACAGGAACAGGUUUUUUGAUGAUUUUGAGGUGAAUUUCUACCGGUCUCCGCCUCGGGAAGAAAAUUAUGAGCUCCGCCGUAGGCGGAGCCAUGAGGCGGAGAGGCAGGAGGCUGAGCCGGUUGUUAGGGAAAUUCAUGUGGAUAAAUUUGAGAUCAGCUCGGCUCCAUCGCCGCCGCCGCCGCCGCCACCACCUCCUAAAUCCGCGACUCCUCCGCCUCCCCCGCCGCCUCCGCCCACUUUGAAGCGGAGGCGAUCCCUCCAUAGUGUGCCACGUGCGGAAAUCGUUGACACGCGCAAAGAUGAAGCUGAAGUUAGCCAGCACGGACGGCGGCAUCCUCCUCUUCCAGCAUCGCCCCCUCCGCCGUCUGCGGCGCCGGAAUUUGAGUAUCCGGAGGAAGUAAGCGUGAAGAUCAACCGGAAAAAGAGUGGUACGAAAGAAUUCACGACGGCAAUAGCUUCGUUGUACAAAGGUCGGGGGAAGAGAAAGAAGAGAGUGAAAAGUAGAAAUAUCUACGAGAUUGCCGCUGAGAAUUCCUCUCCACCUUCCGCUGUGGAAUCACAAUCCGCUCCUCCUCCCCCACCACCACCACCGCCGCCGCCUCCCCCACCUCCCCCUCCUCCGCCAGCUAAGGUGUUACAAAACCUGUUCAAAAAGAGCGGUAAAAGCAAGCGCGUACAUUCUAUUCCCACCACCACGAGCGCCGCCCCGCCCCCACCGCCACCGCCCCCGCCCCCGAACUCGAUUUUCAACAAUCUAUUCAAAACAGGCAGCAAAAGCAAGCGGUUCCUCCACUCAUCCGCAGCUCCAGUACCGCCCCCUCCACCUCCACCGCCGCCUUCGUCAAUUCUCAACACAUUAUUCAAAACCGGAAGCAAAAGCCGGCGCUUCAAGAACGCCACAACUAGCCCGCCACAGGCGCCUCCACUACCGCCGUCACGGCGGCGGCAGCCCAGCACCGGCAAGCCUCCCAAACCCACGAAACCGGCGGAACAUCAGUACGAGAUUAUCGCCCCAGCGUCGCCGUUGAUCCCACUUCCGCCGCCGCCGCCGCCAUUCAGAAUGCCGGAAGUGAGAUUCGUGGCCCGAGGCGACUUCGUGAGAAUCCGCAGCACGCAUAGCUCCCGGUGCAGCUCGCCGGACCUAGAGGACGUAGACAGCAUGUCAGUUAAAUCCGACGGCGGAGAUUCAAUAGGGCCGUCGGUUUCUUGUCCCAGCCCGGAUGUGAACGCCAAGGCCGACUCCUUCAUCGCCCGCCUCCGAGAUGAGUGGAGGCUCGAGAAGAUCAAUUCAGUAAAAGAGAAACGCAUAUCCACCGACGCCCACCAUUAACCUCAAUCUCACUUCACUUCACUUCUACUGUGCUCGCUUUUUUUCCACACAUUCAUUCUUUUUUCUUUUUUCUUUUUUCUUUGUUCUUUCUUGGUUUUGUUUUUUUGGGGUCUUCUUAUACACAGAAAAAGACUUGAUUACAUUAUGGUACAAUAGUAUAAAAAUGAAUGGUGAUGAUGAGAUGGUAUUGGUAGAGUUGAAAUUUGUACAAGAGAGUUAAUGAUGUGGCUCCAAUUUGUGGUUUUUUUGUUAUCAAAUCUGGAGGCCCUUGAGUAGUAGAGGAAUGUGGAGUUUGAGCUCAUCAUGUUCACUACUACUGUGUUUGGAUUGUCUGUGUUGCAGAGCUGCUAUACAAAGUGAGAUGUAAUCUAAUGUAUGUAUCUAUUCACCUUUUCCCUACUGUAAA
Molecule: messenger RNA, 2482 nt
Organism: Salvia miltiorrhiza (redroot sage)
Lineage: Eukaryota; Viridiplantae; Streptophyta; Magnoliopsida; Lamiales; Lamiaceae
Exons: 1
Coding region: 226-2076 (616 amino acids)
Source: RefSeq, a predicted model, not a curated record